Molecule: messenger RNA, 934 nt
Organism: Acanthoscelides obtectus
Lineage: Eukaryota; Metazoa; Arthropoda; Insecta; Coleoptera; Chrysomelidae
Source: the annotation of a GenBank genome assembly
AUCUAUAUAAAGUAAUCGCGUAAAAAUCGCAAUUUCUUCGUUGCUCGUUAUUCGAUAACCUCAUAACAUUUGAUCUAAUUAUCGUGCCCAGUCGCGAUUACAUAUUUCUUCUUAUAUCUCCUAACGAGCCAGUCUGUUGUUUCUCGACCAUCGUUCGGGAAAGUUGUGCAAUAAAGUGCUGCCACGUCCCUACAUCUUUUCUCCUUUUUCUUUGUGAAACACUAUCGCUGCAUGAUUGCCGAGGAUCUUGAUGCGAGGCGUCUUCACGAGCUUUUGCAAGAUUUCUGUCCCGGUUGUCAAGGCGAAGAAAUGGCAUCCAUGCCUCAAGCUGCAUUUGCAUCAAGCAAGAUCAAACAAAGAGAUGCUGCUAGAAAGUUCCUAGAGUCCACUCAAAUGGAUAUAUCACCAAAUUAUAACGACAAAUAUAUGAACAGCAUCUGGGGCCAGUAUAAUCGGUAUUCGGUCCACAAUUUGAAAAAAAUUAUGGACAACACAACCAACAUCUUGGUCUUCUCUAUGCAGACUGAGUAUGAGCUGAAACUACCGUGGCCAGUAAACAGCUGCGUCAUGUGAAUCCAUGACCCGAUGCUUGCAGUCUAACGACGUAUGGAUAUCAGAUAUCAAGCGCUUUGUCCACUGUGCUACCACUCCGUUUUGGUUCCAUUCGUUUUGCCAAUCAUCUACAACUGCUUGCCGUAUCGACCUUCUUACAGCAGGUAACACUUCACUCCUGCGUACGUACACCAGCCGUCUUUACUUGGCUAGUAAGUGGUAGUAAGGUUCUAUACAUUUUCUACUCCAGUGCCAAGCUCCAAAUUGGGGCCGCAUACAGAAGUAUCGAAUGCACUACUCCACAUAACAAAUGCCGCUUACCAUACGAGUAGCCCUCCAAUAUUCGGCAUGAUUCUGCCCAGUGCUGCCGCCCUUCCUUCCG